This is a messenger RNA of Chara braunii, 2571 nucleotides long. NCBI's taxonomy places the organism in Eukaryota, Viridiplantae, Streptophyta, Charophyceae, Charales, Characeae. The record is from the annotation of a GenBank genome assembly.
UGGAGGACGCCCCUCGUUGGGCGUUGUUGAGGUUGCCGUUCGGUUCAGCCAAAUCCCAUGCCCCAGUCGCUCGGAGGGGUUGCAGUUGCAGUCUGGUUCAGCUAAGGAUAUGGCUGGUGAAUGCACCUCACGACGAUGGGUGUCGUUGUCGUCGCUAUGAAUGUGCUGACUGUCCUGCUGCCAAACGGCGAACUCGCUUCUCCUCCUUCCCCCCCGGUCUCGUCCUCCUCAUCCUCGUCCUUUGGAUUGCAUGCGCGGUAACACAGCACGUGCGACAAUCGAGUUUGGGCGGCUCCUGCUGGGGACUUGUCGCGUAGAAGCCGACGUGGAACCUGACUUUGUCACCUCGUCAUCUGCCACGCGGGCGCGGAGAAAAAACAUACACUUCUCCCAUGCUGUUAGUGCAACCAUCGAAUUCGAAGUGAACGGAAGCGUCCACGGCAAUGGCGAUUCCAGCGCCAUGAUCUUCAUGGCUUCUCCGGCCUCCUCCGGGCCAUCAUCGUCAUCAUCUUCAGCAUCGUUAUCGUCGUCCGCACCUUGGUCCUCAUCCUCAUCCAGGAGCAAGGUGAGGACGGCUCAGAAGCCAUGGCAUUCGUCGUCAUCGUCGUCGCCAACCAUCGCGCAAGCUUCGAGUUGCCACGUAUCCUAUUGGCAUUCCAGGAUGGAGGAUGACCAGUCGACGGAUUCGUGUUUUUUAGCUUCCCUGGGGAAAGCGGAUGUAGCGCGGGCCAUCGUCCGGCCAUCCACCCGUUCGAAAGGGAAUGUCUUUAGCGGGGCGUUUCUCUUUGGCUGGGGCGAGUGCGUGAAGGUGAUCUCCCACCUGUCAAGGGCUGGUGGCUGCGAUGUCGAAGGGGCGAGCGGAGAGCAGGGAAGUGAGGGUGGGUUGUCAAAGGAUUCGAUGCUGGGCGGAGCAGGAUCCGGAGCCAAUAGCUACUCGGGGGCUGAACGACGCUUACUCAGGAGAAAAAGGCUUGAAGGAAGAAGAAGUCCAUCACUAUCAUUCUCCUGGCGAGCUAGGGCGAUGACGGGUGAUCAGCAGAGCGAUGAACAACAAUCUAGUCUUCUGCGGACACGUGGCACGUUAUCAUGGCCUCUCUGGCGAGCUAUGGCGAUGUCAAGUGAUCAGCAGAGUGAUGAACGGCAAUCUGAUGCCGCCUCACGACCUCUCCGGCGAGCAAUGGCGAUGGCCGCUGAUCAGCAGAGCGAUGAACGGCAAUCUGAGAUCUUGCCGAGACGUGGCACAUUCCCCUGCCCUGUCUGGUCAGCUGAAGCGAUUGCGGUUCAGCAGUGUGAUGAACGGGAAUCUGAUACCCUGCCGACACGUGUGCCACAGCUCUUUACCGUGGACGAUGCGGCGUUUGCCUCCUCUACCGCGGUCUUCGCUCGUCAGGGGGCCCAAUGGCAGCAACGCAGGGCCGCCUCUGAGAAGUCUUCCUUUGCCCAUCGUGCGACCAGAAUGGCUCCUCCAAGCGUGGGUCAGUUAGUUUGUCACCCGCUUGCGCUCUUGCACUACGUACCCAAGAACGCUGCCCUCUUUCUGGCGGGAGCUUUCGCAGGCGCGUUUGCUAAGACUCUGACGGCUCCUUUGGACAGGGUGAAGCUCCUCCUACAGGUGCAGAGUAUUCCUAGAACACCAGGAAUUGCCGUGGGGAAGAAUUUGGGGUUUCUUGAGGCCCUGGCUCAAAUUAGGGGAGAGGGAGGUUUGGCAGGCUAUUGGAAAGGCAAUGUGCCCCAGGUGAUUAGAGUUGUGCCAUACAGUGCUGUACAGCUCUGCGCGUACGAGACAUUCAAGAGACUCUUCAAAGGCCGGAGUAAGGAGCUUUGUGUUCCAGGGAGGCUAGUUGCUGGGGCAUGUGCAGGCAUGACAUCGACCUUGAGGGCUGGCAGAUAUCAGCGGUUGUCCACCCCUGAAAAGAAGAACAGGGUUGCAAAGGAGAAACCAGCUAUGGCAACAAGUGCAAAGGAUGAGCUUGCAUUGGAAGCAAAAAGAGUGCAAUUAGAGGGGAGGAUGAGAAAGGAGGAGGAAGAGGAAAUGAAGAAGGAAGGCAUAGCAGACUCCAAGCGGAUUGCGGCAGAGCAGACCGCUGAUGUGGAAGACAGAUUUGAAGCCCUCUCCACAUUGCAAUCUCCUCAUUCAAAUGAGCUUGUCACAUUGAAGGAGAUGACACCAAAGAGUGCAAACGGGUAACCGUUGCCCACCUGACCGUACCCAACUGUAACCAGCGGGUUGUGGGCAGGGACAGGUACCCUUCUGGACGGGUGAAUUGGGUAUGGGCAGGCAAAAAAAAUAUGGGUCGUUGUGAGGGCAGGCACAAUUGCCAAGAUGGAGAUCACAGGCAGGUGGGGCUGCGUAGGGGCAGGUAGGGGCAAGGAAAAGAAAAAUAAUGCAGGUAUGAGCGGCCAAAAGAAAAAAAAUAAUUGUAUGGGUCGUCUAGGGUGGUUAAACCACCAGUACCUUGCCCAACCAGAAAAAAAUGUUGCGGCCGUUAACGCGCCGUGACUUUCUACGUUCGGGAGGCUGUGUGACGGAACCUGAAAGGCGGUCCGUCAGAAUCAAGACAAAGAGAUGAG